AUGGGGAGGAUCGGGACUACGCCCCCCUACCUCCCCUUUCAACCCGAGACUCCGUCGCGAUCGAAGCGCACCCACAUCGAGCGUAGUGGUUGCCGCAUUCGGGCGCAGUCCUCUUGGAAUAGAAAAUAUCGAAAUGGAGUUAAAAGGAAAGGUCGCUUUGAUAACGGGCGCGGCGGCUGGCAUCGGACUCGCGUACAGCGAAGAGUUGCUCAAGCAAGGAGCCAAGGUAAGCCUUCCAACUCACCGUAUCGCAUUACUAAUCUUAAGUUCAAGGUAAAAGGU
Brenthis ino (lesser marbled fritillary) is the source of this 282-nucleotide messenger RNA. Lineage: Eukaryota; Metazoa; Arthropoda; Insecta; Lepidoptera; Nymphalidae. The record is from the annotation of a GenBank genome assembly.